This is a messenger RNA of Caenorhabditis remanei, 324 nucleotides long. RefSeq lists its product as uncharacterized. The transcript has 2 exons. The record is from RefSeq and is a predicted model, not a curated record. Bases 1 to 324 code for a protein of 107 amino acids. Lineage: Eukaryota; Metazoa; Nematoda; Chromadorea; Rhabditida; Rhabditidae.
AUGGAUAACUUGUGGUUGCAUGCCUACAAUUUAAACAAGUGGAUUACAUUGGAUAAUAUAAUGGAUUUCGAUUGCAUUCAUAUCGAUUUGACAUCAUUCUCAUUCACGUCAUCUGAUAUGAAUAGAUAUUUGAAAGCAUGGAUAAAUGGAUGCAAUUAUCGAAUGAAACUUCUCAUAGGACCUGCCGUGUUUGAAGAUGGAACGAACAUACGUAGUAAAGAUGGAAGACGAGCAACAUUCAAACAAAUAAUAGAUAGAGAUUAUCUCGAUUCAGAACGACACUUCCCGUUCAAAAUGGUGGUGUGGCCGGCGGAUGAUCAAUAA